Messenger RNA from Pieris macdunnoughi, 1386 nucleotides. Lineage: Eukaryota; Metazoa; Arthropoda; Insecta; Lepidoptera; Pieridae. The record is from the annotation of a GenBank genome assembly.
AUGUCUGUGAGUCCAGAACCAAAUUCUAAUCCAGGUGUGGUAGAACUUCGCGAAGAUGUCCCACUAAAGCAGUACCAUACGACAGCUGGUGGUCUCUGCGCUGGUGGACCCCGGAUCAUCAUUGGAGCGUUUGCCACUCUAACAGUCGCUGUAACAAUCGCCCUCAUCACUCAAAUAUAUUACGGAGACUACCAAGUUGUACCUCACGGCUCCGUCUCCUCAUCUGCAGCAGAAUGCAGCAGUAUCGGAACCAGUAUAAUGAGAGCCGGUGGCCGGGCUAUAGACGCUGCAAUUGCGAGCUCAUUUUGCCUGGCUGUUGUAGCGCCGCAUAGGACAUCAUUGGAUGCGAGUGGAUCACUUCUAUACUGGGAAUAUCGGCGUAUGCCAUAUCUCCAGCCUGCUGUAAUGGAAUGGGGCGGUAUUCGGAGCUCACUAGACCCAAACCCUGUACCAAGAUUGGUCUUAGGACUGGCGGCAUUACACGAUAAGUACGGGACAAUGCCAUGGCCGAAGUUAUUACAACCAGCUAUUGAUUUGGCAAGAAGUGGCUUCAAUAUAUCAGCGGGGCUCGCGAUUGCCAGCGCUUCGCAAUUAUCGCCCGGGUACGUCGCAGGUACAUUGCGUACUGAACCACUUCUAGCAGAUUACUUGCAAACAUUACAACAGAAUAGUAGUGCUGAACUCUGCGCAUCGUGGCUCUGUGAGAGCUCCGUUGUAUCAAGUACUGUGGGUACAGUGCGAGCUGGUACGUGGCGAAUUUGGGCUGGUUCGGCGGGUGCGAGGGCAGCUAUUGCACUCUCAACAGCUUUCGAACCUGCGCCGCUAUCUUCUCUCGAGGCAUAUCAUAGGGUAGUAGCUAGUCUGCAGUCUCAAGCAAUAUCAGCAGCUGAUUCAUGGCCCAGUGGUGUUGCAUCUGGAUUAGCUGUAGUGGAUUCACAAGAUACAUAUGUUGCUCUAGUCACUGGUUUAUCGGCCCCCUUUGGUUCGGGCCAAGACACAUUAACCGGAUGGAAACAAGACAUUCCUUCCGCACCGCUUGAUCUAGCGCCAGCUAUUCUCGUCGACGAGUUUGUUUGUGGAACUCGUUAUAUAAUGGGAGCGGAAUCUCUAUCUGCAUUAGCCCAAGGAGCAGCUACAGCGCUCAUGGACGGGCCUUUGAACAUCGUGGAAGCAGUGGAAAGCGCUAGAGUUGCUGUGGAAGCAGGUGGAUCUCUUGCUUUAGAGCCAGACAGAAUAUUGUCUCCAGCCGCUUUAGCAACACUGCUAAAAGGUCCACCGCUUAACGCCACGCUUCCACUUGCGGCACUAAAUUUAGUACAGCAAAGAAGCGAUGAACUUCUGUCACAUGCUGACAGUCGUGGUGGAGGCCUCGCAUCCAGAUUUUAG